Molecule: messenger RNA, 468 nt
Organism: Drosophila willistoni
Lineage: Eukaryota; Metazoa; Arthropoda; Insecta; Diptera; Drosophilidae
Gene: Cpr30B
Product: cuticle protein 7
Exons: 2
Coding region: 1-468 (155 amino acids)
Cellular component (GO): extracellular matrix
Source: RefSeq, a predicted model, not a curated record
AUGGGAAGUUUUAGCUACAUUUUCUGUCUGGGCCUUGCUCUGGUCAGCAGUAUUAAUGCCAUUGAACUUUUGGCCGAGCCAGAGAAUGGACCAGUUGCCUAUGAGUUCCAUUGGUCUGUCAAUGAUCCUCACACCGGGGACAUUAAGAGCCAAAAGGAGACACGCAAGGAUGACAAAGUUGAGGGACAAUAUGAGCUAAUUGAUUCCGAUGGUUACAGGCGAAUCGUUCAAUAUAGAGCCGACGAUCACAGUGGCUUUGAGGCCAUUGUUCAGCGUGAGCCGACCGAUAUUAAGAUUCCAUUACCAGAGGCACCCAAGAAGCUUUUGGCUGCCAAGAUCUUAACUCCUGUUCUACCGGUGGCUCCAUUGGUUCACUAUGCCUCGGCUCCCAAGGCCAUACUAAAACAGGAUUUGGCAGUGGGCAAUUAUGUUUCGGUAUCAGGACCAACGGCUCAAUAUAAAUAUUAA